GCACGCCUCAGUGCUUCAUGACGUUGACGCGUGUCUUCAUUCCGCGUCCACGCUGCACAGAGGAGGCUGCAGGUCCCCCCCAACACUCGCGUAGAAGAAAGGUUCUGCUGAGUGCAGGAGGUCCAGUUGGCACAAGGAGCAACGCAUCAGCACUUUGGUACGUAAAGAACCAAGAUAAGGUAGCUUGUGGGGGUGGGGGUCAAUCAAGCUGAAUGACGACAUCUGUGCACGCGCACGCGCACACACACGUGCACAUGGAAGGUUACUGCUGAAGUGAUUUUUCUUUUUUCUUUGAAAGGAAUCAAAUGAAGAUGCGUUUGUGUUGUCAUGGUAACAAGUACAGCUUGAUCGGAGGAAUCCAUGUUCCAAAAAUUGGUGUGUUCUGUCACACAAACACACUCCAAUUGCGCAAUGGAGAACAAGCUGCAGUGUGUGUGUGUGUGUGUACGUACAGGGGUGUUGUCCUUUUCUCGUCCUUGUCCUAAUGCAGCACAGUGCACAUGUAAAUAAGUGUGUGUGUGUGUGUGUGUGUGUAAGUGGACAUGGACAGGGUGUAGUCUCUGUGGGGUGUCCAAACUGCAGCCCGGGGGCCAUUUGCGUGCUUUGGCUGUUUUUUUUUAAUGGCCGCAACACAUCGUAAAAACAUCAUUUAACAAGAAAAGUAGAAAAAAAAUACAACAAAAAUGUAAAAAUCAGCAGUAAUUUUACAGAAAUAAAGUCAAAAUAUUUAGGAAAAAAAGUUACGAGUUGUGUUGUGAAAAGUUGUGUUGUUUGUUACGAGAAACAACACAACGACACAAAUAAAGUUAUAAUUUUGGAAAAUUUGGUUGUGGAAAAAGUUAUGUUACGAGAAUAAUGUCAAAAUGUUAAGGGAUCAAAGUCAUAACAAAAUGUGAACGAAGAAGUUUUAAAUAGUUGGAACAUUAAAAACAACAACAGCAGAAAUGGAAAAAAAAUCAAGUAUAAAGAAUAAAGUCCAAAUAUUAAGACAGUAAAGUCAUAUUGUAAUGAGUAAAAAAAAAAAGUCUCAAUUUUGGAGUGUAAAGUAAAAAAAAUAAUCUAAUUUUAGUAGCACAGAGUUGACAUAUUAAGGAAAAAUUAAGUUCCUUUUUUUUAAAAGAGAAACAAAUCAAAAUUGUCAAUUUUGAUAAUUAAGUUGGGGAAAAGUUGUAAUAUAAUGGGAAUAAAGUCAUUACGAAAAGAGCAUUUUUGAAGAUCAUUAAAGAAGUUGAAAUAGUCGGAAAAUAAAAACAAACAGCAGUAAUUUUACAAGAAUAAAGCCAAAACAUGGAAAAAAGAUGUAAUCUAACAAGAAAAAGUCAUCAUCUUACGAGAAUAAUGUCUUCAAAUUAUGAGGAAAAAUAAUGCUUUUUUAGUCAAAUAAAGUUGAAAUAUUAAAGAAAGAAUACAUUCUUUUUACGUUGGAAUAUUAUGAGAAACAAACAAAACAAAUAAAGUUGUAAUUUUUGGAAAAUUAGGUCCAAAUUUGCUUUAUAACAAGCAUCAAAGUGUAAAAAAAAAAAAAAAAAAAAAAGAAAUAGUUGGAAAAUAAAAAAAACAACAGCAGCAGCAGCCACAAAGGGAAAACCAGCUGGAAAAAAAGAAUGAAGUCAAAAUAUUAAGAGAAUAAAGUCAUUCUAUUGACUAAAAAAAGUCUCAAUAUGAGGAAAAAAUAUCUCAUUUUAGUAGCAUAUAGUUGACAUAUUAAAGAAAAAGGAAAAAAAGAAAAGUUUUUUUUAAAGAGAAACAAAUGUCAUGGGCGGCCGUGGAACACGGCGAGUAUUUUAGGAUCCCAAAAUGCAGACAAGGGAGGCAGAAAGUACAAAAGAACAAUUUAAUAUACAAAAGAGUCCAAAAGCAAAAAUACAAAGUACAAAUAAGGAAAAUCCAACAAGGUAAGAGUCCAUAACAAAAAACACUAACAGCAAAAGGCUGUUAGGAUAAAACUAGAAAUAACAAAAAUACACUGCAGGCAAACCUUACAGGAGAAGAUCACACAAAGGGCUAGCAGGUAGGUACAGGUAAGCGGGGAGCCAGAGAGCAGGGUAAGGAGCAGGUACAGGGAGCAGGUUGUCAAGGAGUCAAGGAGUACAAUCUGGCACCGGUCUGGAGUUUGGCUGGAGCUUAAGUAGGCCGGUGGUAAUGAGCUGCAGGUGUGUGUAAUUAGGGCUGGGUCAUGUUCAGGGAUGUGCUGCAACAAAUAAACGACAGAGGGCAGCAGAGCAGAACACAGAACAUGACAGUAUGCCCCCCCUCUUAUAAGGCGCCGCCUGGCGGCUUACCUGGUUUGUCAGGAUGGAGACGGUGGAAGUCGCUAAUGAGGGACGGAUCCAAGAUAAGGGAGCGGGAGAUCCAUGAACGCUCCUCAGGACCAUAACCUUCCCAGUCGACCAGAUACUGGAACCCUCUGCCCCUCCUUCGGGAGUCCAAAAUGGCCUUCACAGUGUAGGCUGGGUGGCCAUCGAUCAAGCGCGGCGGGGGCGGAGCCUCGACCGGAGGGCACAGGUGACUGGUAGAUACAGGCUUGAGACAGGAGACGUGGAACACUGGGUGUACUUUGAGACUGGAUGGCAGUUUGAGUCUCACGGAGGAGGGGUUGAUGAUGGAGUCCACAGUGUAGGGACCCACAAAUCUGGGUGCCAGCUUCCUAUUAGUCCCUGCUAAAGGUAAGUCCCUGGAUGAUAACCAGACCUCAUCGCCAACCUGAUAAGUGGGAGCUGGGAUCCUGUGACGGUCAGCCAGCCGUCGAUUUCGUGCCGCCGUGCGGCCUAGUGCAGCGACUGUCUCCCUCCAAAUCCUCCGGGCUCGACGUAGAUGAACCUGCACGGAUGGCACUGCAACUUCCGCCUUCUGUGAAGGGAACAGUGGGGGCUGAUAUCCGUAAGCGACCUUAAAGGGUGACAUACCUGUGGCAGAGCUGACAAGCGUGUUGUGUGCGUACUCCACCCAGGGGAGGUGGGGGGCCCAGGAAGAUGGAUGCCGGUGACAAACGCAACGAAGGGCAGCCUCCAGGUCCUGGUUGGCCCGCUCUGUCUGGCCGUUGGUCUGGGGAUGGUGACCGGAAGAAAGACUGACCGAGGCCCCCAGCAUCUUGCAGAAUGCCUUCCAGACUCUGGACGUGAACUGGGGGCCCCUGUCUGAGACGAUGUUCGUGGGAAUGCCGUGAAUACGAAAAAUGUGUCUCACCAGCAGACGAGCUGUGUCCAGGGAUGUAGGUAGUCCAGGUAGUGCAAUGAAAUGAGCCAUUUUAGAAUACCGGUCCACAAUGUUCAAUACUGUCGUGUUCCCCCUAGAGGCAGGUAAACCGGUAAUGAAGUCCAAGGAUAUGUGAGACCAGGGCCGGGCGGGGAUGGGUAAUGGUUGGAGCAGGCCGGCUGGUGGUCGGUUUGAAGACUUACUCCUGGCACAGACAGAGCAGGCCGCGACGAACUCCUUGGCGUCCGCCGCCAUAGAAGGCCACCAGAAUCUUUGCGCCAGUGCGUAUAACGUCCGUUUGAGUCCCGGGUGGCAGGUUACUUUAGACGUGUGACCCCAUUGUAGUACCUCUGACCUGAGCUCCUCUGGGACGAACAGUCUUCCUGGGGGGCAGCCCUCUGGUGGUCUCCUCCCAUCUGUUGCUUCCGACACCUUCCUCUCCACCUCCCACUGGAGUGCACCCAACACUCGAGCCACAGGUAUGAUAGUCUCUGGUGCCUUUCCCUCCUCCGUGGGGCUGAAGACUCUUGAUAGGGCAUCGGGCUUGACAUUGCGUGAACCGGGUCUGUAAGUGAUUGAAAAAUUGAAACGGGUGAGGAAUAAUGACCAGCGGGCUUGUCGAGAAUUGAGUCUUUGAGCGGUGCGGAUGUAUGACAAGUUCUUAUGGUCCGUGAUGACUAUGAACGGAAGUGUAGCACCCUCCAGCCAAUGACGCCACUCCCGCAGCGCCAGAACGAUGGCCAGCAGCUCCCUGUUACCCACAUCAUAGUUGCUCUCAGCCUGUGUGAGGCGACGAGAGAAGAAGGCGCAGGGGUGCAGCCUCUGGUCGACCGAGGAUCGCUGGGACAGGACGGCUCCCACUCCCGUAUCCGAUGCGUCGACCUCUACAAAAAAUUGCAGGUUAGGAUCAGGAUGAACGAGCACAGGUGCUGAUGUGAAUAACGAUUUCAGAUUACAGAAAGCCGUCUCUGCCUCUGGGGUCCACACAAACGGAACCUUAAGAGAUGUAAGCCUAGUCAGAGGUCCUGCCUUACUGCUGAAAUUGCGGAUAAAUCGCCUGUAGAAGUUGGCGAACCCUAGGAACCUCUGUAAGUGCUUCCUUGAUUUGGGAGUUGGCCAUUCGACCACCGCCUGAAUCUUGGCGGGAUCGGCACGCAAUUGACCCUUCUCCACGAUGUACCCCAGGAACGGCACUGAUGUGGCGUGGAAAUCACACUUCUCAGCUUUAACAUACAACCUAUUUUCAAGGAGGCGUUGAAGAACGAGUUUGACAUGCGUAGUGUGUUCUUGUAGAUUCCUAGAGAAAAUCAGAAUAUCAUCAAGAUACACGAAGCAAAACAGAUUAAUCAUAUCGCUUAAAACGUCGUUAAUCAGAUUCUGGAACACCGCUGGGGCGUUAGUAAGACCGAAGGGCAUGACAAGAUACUCAAAGUGCCCCAGCGGAGUGUUAAACGCGGUCUUCCACUCGUCUCCAUCCUUAAUGCGCACUAAGUGGUAGGCAUUACGGAGGUCCAGUUUCGAAAAGAUCCGUGCCGAAUGGAGAGCGGAAAAGGCAGAGUCCAUGAGAGGGAGCGAAUAACUAUUACGUACCGUAAUACUGUUCAAACCCCGAUAAUCGCUACAGGGGCGCAAGGACUUGUCCUUCUUGGCAACAAAAAAGAAACCCGCACCGAGAGGAGAGGAAGAAGGACGGAUGAGACCGGAAGCUAGCGAGGCAGAGAUAUAGUCCUUAAGAGCCUUUUGUUCCGGCCCAGAAAUAUUAUAGAGCUUAGCGCUGGGUAAUGUGGUGUUGGCUAGUAAUUCUAUCGAGCAAUCAUACGGUCUAUGAGGUGGAAGUGUCUGUGCACGAUCCUUACUAAAUACUUGUUUCAAAUAAUGAUAUUCCUCAGGCACAUUGGUGAGGUUAAUCUCCUCUACAGGAAGUGGUUUAACAGAAACCUCGGAAAUGGCAGACCUAAGGCAGUUAGCGUGGCAGAACAUACUCCAGUUGACUAUGUUCAUCUUAGUCCAAUCUACGGCAGGAUUGUGGAGUUUGAGCCACGGUAACCCUAACACUAGUGGAGCUGCUUGGGAAGGCAUAAUAAAGAAGCUAAUCCUCUCUGAGUGAUUACCCGACAAUUGCAGAGAAAGAGGUUCGGUCUGAUACGUGACUACUGCUAGAAGACGUCCAUCUAAAGACAGAACCUCCUUCGGAGAGGAUAGCUUAAUCACUGGGAUAUUAUGUUUCUCAACGAAUGACGUAUCCAAAAAGCAGUCAUCGGCACCGGAGUCAACUAGUGCGGUUACAGUCACAUUUCUGCCCCCCCCUGUAAUAAUCCCCUUGACCUGGAGACGUCUCAGGGACUCAUUGCCUGUGUCGAUCACUUCCUGGGGGUACUCAAAUACCAGCUGAGGACUGGCUGCUGGUGACGGGAGGAUCGAUACUGGAUAGCGAUAGUUGUGCCGAUGGUGCUCCUGGAGUCGACCCUUGGCGACGAACUGGACGGAUGGGGCAUUGAAGAAGCCGAUGACCUGGGUUACCGCAAUACAGGCACAGGUUCAGGCGACGGCGACGGGCUCUCUCCUCGGCGGCUAGUCGUCGUCCUCCCAGCUGCAUUGGAACCUCCGUAUCACCAUCAACCUUGAUGGGGUGAGUCCUCCUCUGCUCCGUGGGCGAAUGUGGUAUCGGUGUAUGAACCUGGUAUCCCUCCUCUGCAUAGUCCCUGAUUCUCUCCUUUACUCGGUUGUCUAAACAAAUCGCUAAGUUUAUCAAGUCAUCAAGCGAUGUAUUAUCCUUGGCUAUUAGCUCAUCCUUAAUGCGGGCACUAAGAGCCCUCCGGAAGAUACCACGGAGCACGGUAUCGGGAUAUCCGCUUGCUGCUGCGAGCACACGGAAGUCAAUGGAAAAAUCGGCCACAGAUUGCCCUCUUUGUUUUAAGUCCAACAGGCGAUUGGUGGCUUCUAAACCCCGGAUAGGGUGAUGAAACACCCUUCUUAUCUCCUCUAAAAAUAAUGGUAAGGAGGUACGGAUGGCGGGCAUAGAAGUACUUAUGGCCAGGGCCCAAGUGGCAGCUCUACCCGCAAGCAAGCUCAUUAUGAAGGCUACUUUAGCUUGAUCAGAGGAGUAAGAUGUAGGUUGUUGAUCAAAAACUAACGAACAUUGAUGUAGAAACAGGUUACAGGAAUCAGAGUCACCAGAGAAGCGAGGAGGGUGAGGGAUACUGGGCUCACGAGCUUGAUGAGCAGCAGGUGUGCUUGCAGCUGUGGCAGCAGCGGAAUCACUCAUGGUAGUGGUUGUACCGACCUCUGGUGGCGGAAUCGGAGCGGAACAUCCCAGUCGUUGAUUUAAUGCUUCCAUGUUAGCGGAGAGAAAAGAAAUGGCUUCCAGGAUCCCUUGGAGCGACUUCUCAUGGCUUCCCACCAUGUGUCCUUGGUGUGUCAGGGCUUUUCGGAAUUGUUCCAUGUCUGCGGGAUCCAUGUUCUGGCCAGAUUGUUCUGUCAUGGGCGGCCGUGGAACACGGCGAGUAUUUUAGGAUCCCAAAUGCAGACAAGGGAGGCAGAAAGUACAAAAGAACAAUUUAAUAUACAAAAGAGUCCAUAAGCAAAAAUACAAAGUACAAAUAAGGAAAAUCCAACAAGGUAAGAGUCCAUAACAAAAAACACUAACAGCAAAAGGCUGUUAGGAUAAAACUAGAAAUAACAAAAAUACACUGCAGGCAAACCUUACAGGAGAAGAUCACACAAAGGGCUAGCAGGUAGGUACAGGUAAGGGCUAGCAGGGUAAGGAGCAGGUACAGGGAGCAGGUUGUCAAGGAGUACAAUCUGGCACCGGUCUGGAGUUUGGCUGGAGCUUAAGUAGGCCGGUGGUAAUGAGCUGCAGGUGUGUGUAAUUAGGGCUGGGUCAUGUUCAGGGAUGUGCUGCAACAAAUAAACGACAGAGGGCAGCAGAGCAGAACACAGAACAUGACAACAAAACUAAAUUGUAUUUUAUGAAAAUGAGGUUGGGGAAAAAGUUUUUAUAUUAUGGGAACAAAGGCACAAUAUUACGAAAAGAAAAUAUUUGUCCAUUAUUAAAGAAGAAAGUUGAAAUUGAUUUUUAAAAAAACAAUAGCAAAAAUAUAAAUAAUAAAAUAAAAAUAAAAAAUACAGUCAAACUAUUAAGAGAAAGAAGCUGUAUUCUUAUGAGGAAAAAAGUUGCAAAUUUAUGAGCGUAAACUCGUAAUAUUAUGAGGAAACAAACAAAAGAAACUGAAGUUGUAACUUUUAGAAAAUUAGGUUGGGGAAACGCUAGAAUAUUAUGUGAAUAAAGUCAAAAUAUUAAGACAAGUACAUUUAAGAAGAUUACUUCAGGAGAAAGUUGAAAUAUAAAACAAAAAACAAAAAAACAAAAAAACAACAAUAGCAAAAAUAUGAAAAAAUAGCAAAGAGUGAAGUUGAUGUGAAUAACAGGCUUUUUGGUCACACUUUACAAUAAGGUACACAACAAUACAGUAGUUACUGAGGAACUAAUGAAGAACUAAUGAGGAACUAAUGACUAAGGCACACAAAUUUAGACUAGUUACCGUGGAACUAAUAAAGAACCAAUGAGGAACUAAUGACUAAGGCCCACAAAUUUAGAGUGGUUACUGAGGAACUAAUGAAGUACUAAUGAAGAACUGAGAUUACUGAGGAACUAAGGCACAUCAAUUUAGACUAGUUACUGAGGAACUAAUGAAGGAUUAAUGAGGAACUAAUGAGUAGAGUAGUUACUGAGGAACAAAGGCACAUCAGUUUAGAGUAGUUACUGAGGAACUAAUGAAGAACAAAUGAGGAACUAAUGACUAAGGCACACAAAUUUAGACUACUUACUGGGGAACUAAUGAAGAUCAUAAAGAACUAAUGAGGACCUAAUGAGAAGAAUAGUUACCGGGGAACUAAGGCCCAUCAAUUUAGAGUAGUUACCGUGGCACUAAUGAGUAGAGUAGUUACUGAGGAACAAAGGCACAUCAGUUUAGAGUAGUUAUUAAGGAACUAAUGAAGAACUAAUGAGGAACUAAUGACUAAGGCACACAAAUUUAGACUAGUUAGUAAGGAACUAUUGAAGAACUAAUGAGUAACUAAUAACUAAGGCACACUAAUGUAGACUAGUUACUGUGGAACUAAUGAAGAACUAAAGAGUAGAGUAGUUACUGAGGAACUAAGGCACAUCAAUGUUCAGUAGUUGCUGAGGAACUCAUGAAGAACUGAUGAGGAACUAAUGAGUAGUGUUUAGGGUUAGGUAUGUUCGUUCCUCAUUAACUACAGUAAUGUUGUGGAUGUUAGUGUAAAGUGUUUUUCAACUAUAAGCCAAAGCUGAGAAGCACUUUUUUCCUGGAAUAUAUAUGACUUGUUAGCAUAUUUUUAAAAAAUAUGAAAGUGGCAAAGUUGCAUCCUUUCAUUCUUCACGACGUGGCCGUCACUGGGAGAAGUUUGUAGAUGACCUUUCAGAAUUGUGAUGAGGUUCUGCUGGCACGUUUAAAGAAGACAAGGAGGUGUUGUGGAGGCCAGGUGCUGUGAUGACAAGUGACGACAUCACAUCCUGUGUGUGUGUGUGUGUGUGCGUGUGUGUGUGUGUGUGUGCGUGCGUGCGUGCAGCUGCAUCCCUCACAGGUGCUUUGUGGCGUGAAGAGGAUGGUGAUGAUGACGAUGGUUCCCGCUCUGCUCCUCGUCUUCGUCUCGCUGAGCGCAACCGACGACUUGGACACUUUGUACCCCGACCUGGAGCACUCCAGAACCAUCUACGUGACGGAAAAUGUUCCUCGGCUGUCGGUGACGUCAGAGCAGUCCAAGGUGGUGUCGAGGCGGGGGGGCAAUGCCACGUUACCAUGCAGCAUCCAGCGGGACCAAUCCCUGGCCCCCAGUCGUAAGAUGAGGAUCAAGUGGACCAAACUGACGUCCGACUUUCUGAAGGAGGUGGACGUGUUUGCAGCCAUGGAUUACCACAAGAGAAGCUACGGAAGCUUCCACGGGCGUGUGCACCUACGGGGCUCCUCCCCCACGGACGCCUCCCUGGUCAUCAGUGACAUCAUCCUGCAGGACUACGGCAGAUAUAAAUGUGAAGUCAUUGACGGCCUGGAGGACGCCACCGUGGUGGUGGCGCUGGACCUGGAUGGUGUGGUCUUCCCGUACUACCCCCGCCUGGGUCGCUACAACCUCAACUUCCACGACGCCGAGCGGGCCUGCCGGGAGCAGGACGCCACGGUGGCGUCCAUGGAGCAGCUGCGCGCGGCGUGGCGAGGGGGGCUGGACUGGUGCAACGCCGGCUGGCUGAGCGACGGCUCGGUCCGGUACCCCAUCACCUCCCCCAGGGAACCCUGCGGCGGCAAGAACACCGUACCCGGCCUUCGCAGCUACGGCCUCAGAGACAAAGACAAGAACCAAUACGACGUUUUCUGCUUCACCUCACACUACCAAGGAAGCGUGUACUACCUCAUCCAUCCCACUAAGCUGACGUACGACGAGGCGCGGCGGGCGUGUGAGAAGGACGGCGCCCAGGUGGCCAAGGUGGGCCAGAUGUACGCGGCGUGGAAGCUUCUGGGCUACGAUCGCUGCGACGGCGGCUGGUUAGCCGACGGCAGCGUCCGUUACCCCAUCUCCCGCCCGCGCGCCCGCUGCAGCCCCAACGAGGCGGCGGUGCGCUUCAGCGGCUUCCCCGACAAGAAGCACAAGUUGUACGGCGUUUACUGCUUCAAGGCCCGCCACUGAGCAUGCUCAUACACGCACACAUACACUGUGAUGCAAGCAUGUUAGCAGCUAGCUGACAUGUUUCAGGUUGAUAUUACUUCAUGAACUGCGGGGGAGGUGGUGCAAAGGGGAGCGCAUGCUAAAACCGAUCAGCAUGUUGGAUUCUGACUCGUCUGAACUGGGACCCGCUUCAUGCUGGUCCGACUCUUUGGGCACUUAUCUUCUUUUAGUCCAAAACAAGCCAGAAGGAUGUUUUUUAAGGUGCUACGACCUCGAUUAUGUUUUCUACUCAUUGUGAUUGUUGUUAGCCUUCUUUUAGAAAAUAGAAACGUUUUUUUAUAGAAAUAAACGCCAGACGUUAAUAAACAUGGAACUGUCAAGUACAGUACAUUGUUUGUCGAUUCCUUCUGGAAUAUUCUCAACAUGUGCUAUCCUAGAAGUCGCUAGACGACGUCACAUUCUACUUUGCAUAUCAUUUGCAUAUGUUUUAAAAUGCUGUCAGAAAAAAGCAUGAUCUCGUAGGAGACACAAAAAAGUGAGUAAAAACCCCAGAAUUAUGUUGAGAAGUACAAAUAAACUUGAUUCUUGGUUUGUUCAUGUAAAAUUGUCAUCAUUUCGUCAAAAUAAAAUAACUAAUAUUGUUCUCAAAGUUCUCCCAUCACAUGUUGGCAAUUGAAAACUUUUUAAAAUGAGCAAAAUUGAAAAGCGAAUAACAGAUUAAGCUGUUUAUUCUAUGGCUCACAUUAACAUGACAGAUGUGGUUGGUGAGUAGCACACUCCUCUGGUGAAUAUAUGUAAUAGCCACACAUGACAUAUAUCAUUAAUAGCAACACGAAAUGCAGAACAAUACGUGCUUUCACCACAUUAGAAAAGUCCCGGAUGACGCCAGAAAAACUCUCGA
Messenger RNA from Dunckerocampus dactyliophorus (ringed pipefish), 10777 nucleotides. RefSeq names its product hyaluronan and proteoglycan link protein 1-like. Bases 8824 to 9897 code for a protein of 357 amino acids. The transcript has 6 exons. NCBI's taxonomy places the organism in Eukaryota, Metazoa, Chordata, Actinopteri, Syngnathiformes, Syngnathidae. Gene Ontology annotation, biological process: cell adhesion. Gene Ontology annotation, molecular function: hyaluronic acid binding. The record is from RefSeq and is a predicted model, not a curated record.